This is a messenger RNA of Danio rerio (zebrafish), 2515 nucleotides long. The record is from RefSeq and is a predicted model, not a curated record. NCBI's taxonomy places the organism in Eukaryota, Metazoa, Chordata, Actinopteri, Cypriniformes, Danionidae.
UGAGCCACUUUAUAUAAUGCAUCUAUCAAAUAUGUAAAUAAACAUCCUUUCUCACCUUGGCACUUUCCACAGAAGUGUUUGGUUUGUGUCUGUUCUUGUAAUUGAGCAGCACAAACUCAGCCAUUUCUCUCUCCCUUACAGACAGACAGAAUCAAAACCAAACCCAACGUCACCAUAGGGACACGCCACAUGUGUCUUUGUCCGCACACCUGACGUCACUUUCACCUGUUUGCAUAUGCGCUUCCCUCUGUACACCAAACAAGCAGCGAAUGACCAUAACAAUAGACAACCAGCAUGUUUUUAUUUUGUCUUGUUGUUGUCUGUACACCUGCAGUGAAACUAGGUGUGUCUGCUUCACGGUAUUUAAAUCAUACAAAAAUGACUCCAGACAGAUGGAUUAUGGACUCCUGAACUGAAGAAGUGAUCCUUCAGGUGGAUGGAUAUCAUAGUUUGACUUCUUUUAAAACAAUAAAACUAUAGUUUAGAUCAUGUCAAGUUGAGUUGAUGAGUCUGGAUUAAGUGAAGGCGUCAUCUAGGGCUCUCUCUCUGUCUAUGUUUUUUCUCUCACGCUGAUAAGAUGACAGAAAAGCAGUUGAUCUUUGGCCCCUAUGAGGGCCCACAGGUGAUCUGACGAAGGAAAGCUCGGGAGCGUUUCUCUGUUCUGGCUGGAUUGGUGGACGUUUUGGAGGACUGUGUGUGGAUGCUGGUGUAAAACAUGAAUGUUUUUAUACUGGCACUUUUUCUUCUCAUCGCCAAUGGAGAGUCAGCCGAUCUCCAGCCUCAAAACGCUGCAGUUCUCCAAGGCUCCAGUGCUCAGUUUAACUGCAGCAGCACUCAACCUCCACAAAUCAUGACCUUUAUGCUCAAUGGACGCUUGGUUGUGACCAUCAUGCAAACUUCUGGGGUGUUGAACAGCACGGACCGCUUUUCUGCUAGUAAUUUCACCACGCCUGGAAAUUACAAAUGGCAGUUUACCAUCAGCAACGUGCAGAGAAGCGAUGCGGGUGUAGUCGCCUGUCAGGUUUUGGGUGGAGAUGCUGUGACGGCCACACUGUCUGUACAAGAUCGGGGCACUGUGCAGAUCGCAGGGGGAAAUCAGACCAAAAUGCUGGGUGUUCAGACGCAGUUUAGCUGUUUGGCCGCGGGCUGGUACCCCGAGCCCAACAUGUCCUGGUCUGUGAACGGAGAGACUCAAUUCUGCAACAAAAGUUCCGUCACACAGGGAGGACUGUAUAACUCCAGCUGCACGCUCACACUCACGGCCAGCAAAAACUCAACUGUACAGUGUCUGGCUGCUAUACCUGCCCUGAACACACCAGACAGCAACACUGUAUUCCUGACUGUUGUAAAAAAAGACCAGACAGUGUUGAUCGCUAUCACCGUUGCCUUCAGUGCUGCUGCUCUACUGUUUCUCAUCAUCUAUGGCAUCAUUUUCUUCUGCAGGAGAAAGAAGAAAAAAUCGAGCUACCAAGAGGAGGUCAGAAGGGCGCGGGUUCAGUCCCAGGCCAGGAUUUCAGCCAUAGAAGAAGUGCGAGGAAGGGACAACCGAGGAUAUAUAACAGAUGGACGUGACCGUGCGUAUGCAUAUGCAAACAUAAAAGGACAAAAUAAUGGCGGCGUCUGGUACACAAAGAAUUCCAACAGACUUCAGCUGCCCGAUGACUUUUUUGGAGAUGACCAGAGGAAGCACAGACACAUGACCAUGGUCUGAGACUAAGACUGACCUGAACAUGUUGGAUUUUAUGGACAGCAGGUGUUCUGGCUCCUUUCUUUUUUUCUUUUUUCCGUUUUAUUUCCGAUUAUAGACAAAAAGGAGCCUGAAGGACGGUUUAUCAGCACACAAGCUCCGGGAUUUUCUCUGUGGUCUCAGACUUUUGGACCGCACUGAAUACGGUUUAUUUAUUUGCAUUUUUGACGUUAUGAACUCUCACUUUUCUGAGGGUUCAUUAGAUAGACAUGGGAGGUUUUGUAGCCAAAUGAACAAAGCAUGAAAAGUAAUUUUUUAUACAUCUACGUGUGUAAAACAAGACGUUUCCACAGCAGGUUUGUUUUGAAUCAACAGCAUCCUGUUUCCUCCAGAAUUACAAAAUCAUCAGCAUAUGGCACAACACACCCGUGAGAGUUCUGCUUCCUGUGUUUUUUUUAAUAGCCGCUUUCAAUUAAAACCAAAGACUUUUCACGAGAAGCCUUCGGAGAGGAUUAUAUUAUCACGUCCUGUUUCACUGAGCAAUGCAUUUAAACUAUGAAUGCAUUUAAUCUCCAAUAUUACAUUAAUCAUGCAGUGAAGUGUCAUGGAUUAGAACUAAAUGAAUCAAUCACUUAUUCAGUGAUAUCAAAUUCAGAUUAAAAGUGCAGUUUUAGUUCUUCACAUUUUCUCAUUUGUGUGGGACUAAAAUUGAUAAAUAAAGAAGAUUGAACAAAUUAUUAUUAUUAUUUUUAAAAAACCUCAAUAGUGUUAAUGUACUGCUAAAUUAUUUUAAACAAUGCAUUUGUAAAAAUACAUUUUCCAACCUUA